AGAGCCCAGAAUUUUUACGCUUAAACAAAAAACAAACCAACGUGCUUGUCGGGUGUCGUUCACCAACCACCAACUUCAACCAAAAGAACCUUUCGGGUUCUUUUGGAUUUGCAGCCUGCAAGAAGUGCUCCUUUUCCAGAAGUGUAAUUAAUCAUGGAAACCAGAUUCUUCGCCAACGGUUCCUGUAGGAGAGCGGACAGUGUUUGUCCGAGGAGGAGGAGGCCGAGGAGCAAAAAUACGCACAGUCAUCCUCAGAGGCAAGGUCUUCUUUGGCCAGCUCAGGGCGGCCGAGUUUGAGGUUUGAUUCCCUCAGGUUGGGAUAAAACUAACGAGGAAUCUUCACGGACGACUUCAAGUUGUGUCCUCAACUUGCUUGCCGAGGACAGAGUUUCUUUUUAAUGGCUGAAGCUCAGGGUUCUUUCAGCCCUGAAGUUGAAUGUUGUACCAGUCGACGAAGGAGGCGUCGGUGCAGCUGGUGUUCGGCUUUGACCCUGCUCUCAUGUGCACCGUCGGCAGAGCAUCAACCCUUGCAAAACAAAGCCAUCUUCCUGUUCCUGCUCUGAGUCGCCAUCAUGGUGCUCAACUUCGUUCGCCUUCAGACCCACGAGCUACGCCAUGAGCGUCCGAAGAGCUGCUGUGCAACCAUUUGCACUCGUCCUGUCUGUCCAGCAGUGGCUAAGUUGUCCAACAUGCUGCCUCUAACCUCACCAGCUGCUGAGACAAGUGUGCGACAAACUGACCCUGGUCACAGAGGUCAAGAUCAGUGGCCCUGACCAUAUGUGCAUUGAGCCAUGCAAGGAGAAUUACCUCAAAAAGGCCCUCGAGGCUCUUCUCCUUGGCUUCAUCUGCCACAACACAGGUUCAAAUCAAUCUUUGUUUCAAAUUUGCUGUUGAAAGUUCCAUUAAAUUAUAAAUUUUGUAAUUGUGUUCAUACAUGUUGAUAACUUUGUCUCCAAAUAAGCCACGUCUGGAGCGCUCUUGUUCUGCUUUGUGCGUCAUUGUCAUCUCGCUGCUUUCUUUAUUGGUUUUUUAUUGUAUUGUGGCCGCCCCGUCCCUGAGGGGUCGCAGAGACGGAGGAGGUCGCACAACUUCUGCCCGAUGGCAGGGUAAUCCGCUAGUGAUGCCGGAGAUGUCCGAACCCGAUGUCGACACACCUCCCUCUCACUGCUCCCCCGCACCCUCGGUAAGACGAUUUCCUGCGGGACAGCAACCUCCCCAGGUCAAUCCUUCCGUCCGAGUUCCAGGCCUCCCAGGGGAAAGUCCCACCAGUGGGCAGCUUUUCCUGGAGGCCCUCGGCCAGAAGUUUCCCUCGAGUUGUGCUGAAUGCUGGCUAGCGCCGAUGGUCAAGAUUCCCUCUGAAGGGCAGACCCUAUGGUCUGUGCCUUCUUUUGGUCCAGCCCAAUGGCUGAUACCAAAGUGUACAAAAUGGGAAAUCAAAACUAACUUGGUGGUCUUGGUAUGCUUUAUCCAACUAUUUACUCCUUGGUCUGAAAUAUAAACAUGGCUUCAAUUAAUUAAACAAUUCAUAACUCUUUUCCUUUCUUUAUUUCGUACUCCCUCUAUGGAGCCCAAGACUCACCGAGGUGCUCCGCCUCCCACCCACCUGGUGUACCAACAUGUGUCGGACACACCUGUGUGGUCGGCGCAGUAUCACAAAUGAACCUGAGAAAAGAACAGUCACUUGAAAAGCAUCAGGUCAUUUUGCAGGCUUUGAGGAAGUUGUGAGGUCUCGACCAACUCGGCGAUGCAGUCACCAAGGCCCUGGCCCUCUUUUCGACACUUGAACAGCCUUUUCCUGACGGCCCACAAACUAAGAGCUUCAAGUGCUUGUACUUUGCCUCGGACUAGAAACAAAUUCAACAUUCUCAGCAUGUGAAUUAUCUUUCAAGGUGAUUUUACUGACCGUUUUCUCCCUCUCCUUCCAGUAUUUCCUCGGCUUUGCUCAAAAUUUUCUCGUCCAAGUCAUUGUGCAGAAUCUUGUCAGGUCGAAGAGUGCAGUCGGGGCCAAGAAUGAUUU
Neocloeon triangulifer is the source of this 2017-nucleotide messenger RNA. RefSeq lists its product as uncharacterized. The record is from RefSeq and is a predicted model, not a curated record. The coding region runs from base 935 to 1498 and encodes 187 amino acids. Lineage: Eukaryota; Metazoa; Arthropoda; Insecta; Ephemeroptera; Baetidae. The transcript is spliced from 6 exons.